AGUGAGCCAAAAAUGUGGUUUAUUAUUGGUGCUAUUCUUAGUUUUAGUGUUACAAUUUGGGUGUAUGCUUUGAAAAAUCCCAAAUAUAAUGGAAAGCUUCCAAAAGGUUCAAUGGGUUUUCCAUUUGUUGGUGAAUCAACCCAGUUCUUUGCUCCUAAUCCCUCUUUUGAUUUAUCUCCUUUCAUCAAACACAGAAUUCUCAAGUAUGGACCAAUUUUCAAAACAAGAUUAGUGGGGAAACCAUUAAUAAUCUCAGCAGAUGCUGAACUAAAUCAUAUUAUAUUUCAAAAAGAGGAAGAAUUAUUUGAGUGUUGGUAUCCAGAGACGUUCAGAAAAAUAUUUGGAGUAAAAUCUGUGGGGUCAUUGCAUGGUUUUAUGCAUAAAUAUUUGAAGAAUAUGAUCACUAAUGUUUUUGGAAUUGAAAGUUUGAAAAAUAUGAUUUCUGAAGUUGAAGUUACUUCAACUACAAGAUUGAAGAAAUGGGCUUCUCAUAAUGAUAUAGUUGAAUUGAAGGAUGAGAUUGCAAAUAUGAUAUUUGAUUUAAGUGCAAAGAGAUUGAUUAGUUAUGAUCCAGAGAAGUGUGGAGAAAAUAUGAGAGAGAACUUUGUUGCAUUCAUUCAGGGUUUGAUCUCUUUCCCUAUUGAUAUUCCUGGAACCUCUUACCACAAAUGCUUGCAGGGUAGAAAAAGAGUAAUGAGGAUGCUGGAAAAUAUACUAAAAGAAAGGCAGCAAAACCCAAGGGAACAACAAGUUGAUUAUUUUGAUUUCGUUAUUCAAGAACUUAAAAAAGAUGGAACUCCUCUCACACAACAAGUUGCUUUGGACUUGAUCUUUUUGCUUCUUUUUGCAAGCCAUGAAACCACUUCUAUUGCUUUGACUUUAGCCAUCAAAUUUCUCACAGACCAUCCCCACGUCUUAAACCAGUUAACGGCAGAACAUGAGGGAAUAUUGAAGAAGAGGAAAAAUAAAAGUGAUAAGAUUAGUUGGAACGAAUACAAAUCCAUGACAUUUACAUUCAAGUUUAUGAACGAAACAUUGAGGUUGGCAAAUAUUGCUCCAGGGAUAUUUCGACGAGCAUUAAGAGAUGUUGAGUUCAAGGGAUACACGAUCCCAGAAGGAUGGGCUGUCAUGGUUUGUCCUCCGGCCAUUCAUUUGGAUCCAAAAGCUUUCGCUGACCCACUUGCAUUCAACCCAUGGCGAUGGGAUGAGGAACAGAGAUGUGAUGGGGCAUCGAAGAAUUUCAUGGCAUUUGGUGGUGGAAUCAGAUUUUGCAUUGGUGCUGACUUUGCCAAAUUGCAAAUGGCUGUGUUUCUCCAUCACUUGGUUACCAACUACAAGUUGAAGCCAAUUAAAGGAGGCAAUAUUGUUCGAACCCCAGGCGUUCAAUUUCCUGAUGGCUUUCACGUUCAGAUCCUAAACAAAGAUUAGUAACCAAAACAUUCUGUAAUUUCUAUUACUCUUCUAAUUAAAUAAUAUUAAUUACCCUUAAAUUAGUGCAUUUAUUGUUAUAAUUUCUUCCUAAGAAGAAAAAUGGUGUGUAAGCUAAGUAUAUGUAUACAUAGAAGAAUGGCAAUGUUUGAUCCAACAAUAUAAUAUACUACAUUAUCAUGGUUUAAUACUAAUCAGUCUUUAGUUAUUAAACACAAAGAAAUGAGGAAAAAACAAAAGUAACUAAUUCUAUAUUAAAAAUAAGGAGUGUAGAAGAAUAUGUUAGAUUAAUAGAUAUCGUUUACCAAAUAUUAU
This is a messenger RNA of Cucumis sativus (cucumber), 1743 nucleotides long. Its product is annotated as cytochrome P450 87A3. The transcript is spliced from 9 exons. Bases 13 to 1428 code for a protein of 471 amino acids. NCBI's taxonomy places the organism in Eukaryota, Viridiplantae, Streptophyta, Magnoliopsida, Cucurbitales, Cucurbitaceae. Gene Ontology annotation, biological process: sterol metabolic process. Gene Ontology annotation, molecular function: iron ion binding; oxidoreductase activity, acting on paired donors, with incorporation or reduction of molecular oxygen; monooxygenase activity. The record is from RefSeq and is a predicted model, not a curated record.